GUGAUUCCACUAUAAAUUCAGAGGUUGUGACAGUGACGUUGGAUAACUGGAAGAAUACCACGAACUUUGUUGUUGAUAUAACAAUGGACUACGCACAGAACCUCCACGCAACCCCAUUUUGCAGUUUUUGGAAUACUACUUUUUUUGCCUGGGACACCACCGGAUGUCUUGUCAUGUCCUCGAAUCAUUCAAGCGCAACAUGUCGUUGCACGCACCUGACGAAUUUUGCAAUUCUUAUGAGUCCAUUCAUUCAGGUAUGUAAGCAAACGACGUGUUGCUGUCUUGUUGAACCUGUCCGUGGCCCUCAUAAUUUCUUACGUUAUGUUUAUUGGUGGCAUCGACAGAACGGAAAGCAAGGCAAGGCUGAAAGCUUCUCAUUAGCUAUCGUGAUCAUUUGUACUACGUUGGCGUCUUUUCUGCAUUAUAUUUACCUGGUCGUAUUCUCACUUAUGUUGGUGGAAGGUAUUGACGUCGCCGUGUCCAUACUAAUUGUCUUUCAAACAAAAUCAAAACUUAAAUGGAUGCUGUCAGCUGCCUGGGUUGUUCCUGCUGUGAUCGUUGGGAUAACGCUCGCUGUCACCAAGACAGAAGGAUAUGGGAAUGAAAAAUCAUGCUGGUUGACAAUUAAGAGAGGUGUUUUUUGGGCCUUUGUUGGACCUGCGCUGCUUGUCGUUUUGGUCAACUUUAUCAUCCUAGUGAUUGUGAUACGGGCAACACUUAGAUCGUAUACCAUGGCAAAGAAGUCAACAGUUGAAAGAUCAAAAUCAGCAGUAUGGUGUCUAUCUGCUUUACUACCGUUAACGGGACUUACUUGGGUUCUGGGGGUUCUCUAUCUGGACGAAAGCAUGGUCUGGGUACAAUACGUCUUUGCUGUCUGCAACAGUCUACAGGGUUUGGUGAUUUUCAUGUUCCAUUGUGCAUUAAACAAAACGCUUUGGAAGGCAUAUAAAACGAAAAAACAAAGGUCGUCGUACGCCAGUAGUACUUACCUCAAAUCUAGAAGCACUUCAGUAAGAUCUGUAAUAACGGAAAACAGUGAGGUAAGCAUGAAUGUUAACGACACAUUCGAAAUACCGUCAGUUUGCGAAUCGGCCUAUACAAGUUACGAGAAUUUACCGAUCAAACAAACAAUGCAAACAGCUGCGCAGGCUGACAAAGAAGAGCGAGUCGAUGGUAUAUGUAUGCACUUGGAGUUCAUCGCUAAUGAAGAAAAGCUAAGGAGCAACGAUGCUGAGGAAACGGCGAACACAGAUAUCCAUGACGUCGGGCUGGACAUUCUGACAGACAAAUACCUCUAUAGUACGGUGUUAUCGGUGUUGACGUGUUACUUAAGUAAAAAACGAUGAGGGGCUUUUUCACAAUGCUGUUGAUGAAAUCACUACUGACAAUAAUAAUAUUCAAGUCGAAGAAUGGUGUGUGUUUAUAUAUAUUUAAUGUAUAAAUAUUAAAAGCUUUUUUGAGUGAUAACGGCUGAA
Messenger RNA from Dreissena polymorpha, 1475 nucleotides. Its product is annotated as adhesion G-protein coupled receptor D1-like. Lineage: Eukaryota; Metazoa; Mollusca; Bivalvia; Myida; Dreissenidae. Gene Ontology annotation, cellular component: membrane. The record is from RefSeq and is a predicted model, not a curated record. Gene Ontology annotation, biological process: adenylate cyclase-activating G protein-coupled receptor signaling pathway; cell surface receptor signaling pathway. Bases 84 to 1346 code for a protein of 420 amino acids. Gene Ontology annotation, molecular function: G protein-coupled receptor activity. The transcript is spliced from 13 exons.